AUCGCAAGAGCGAUGAACGUAGUGUCAUGAGCAACUAAUUGAGAAUACUUUAAAUCGAAAGUGGAAGUCAAUAUAACAUAAAAGCAUUUGAAGUACGGUUCGAUAAAUGUGUAUGUGUUUAAAUCAGGAAAAUGGCAGAAAAAUGUCGGAAGGCCAACAAACCGGUUACGCUGGAGAGGAAAAACGCCCAGAAGAAGGUUGGUGAACAACCAAUGAUGACAGUCGAUAAUGUAACGAUGUCUUCAUACACUAUAAAGGACAUGCCGCCAUUAAGUGGGAUUCUGGGUGCCUCUGCGUCCGAAACCACCAUCGAUGCUGAGCGCAGCGCAACAGGGUUGGUUGAGCUGCUAGAAUUUAAUGGCUUCUUCAACUUUGGUGGAGAUAGAAACGGAAGUGGCCGUAAGAAAACCGUUAAUGGCAAGUUAUAUUACUUUUACUUUUAUUACAUAUGAUAUAGCAAUAUGUCAACGGAGGUUAGAAAGC
Molecule: messenger RNA, 483 nt
Organism: Dreissena polymorpha
Lineage: Eukaryota; Metazoa; Mollusca; Bivalvia; Myida; Dreissenidae
Exons: 4
Coding region: 132-452 (106 amino acids)
Source: RefSeq, a predicted model, not a curated record